This is a messenger RNA of Klebsormidium nitens, 4861 nucleotides long. The record is from the annotation of a GenBank genome assembly. NCBI's taxonomy places the organism in Eukaryota, Viridiplantae, Streptophyta, Klebsormidiophyceae, Klebsormidiales, Klebsormidiaceae.
GUCUUUGGCGCCAAAAUUUUCCAAAACAUGUGAAGCAACUUGAACAACAAGUUGAAGGAGUGGCGAAAUCUCAAAUCUGGAACUGUUUGCAGGCCUUUCUGCUUCUGUACGAACGUCAAUGGUCAUGCAGUCUGAAGAGCAGGCUGAAUAUGUACGGUACCUACUAAGGUACCCAGUGGGAUGGUUGCGGCUCGCAUGCAUCUACCUAUGCGGUUGGACGUCUCAAAACAUGGAUCAACAUACGUAGGCGUCAAGCGCCUUCCAGUCAGCUUCUGACCACUAUGCAAUGAUCCAAAGAAGCUGCAGCCAUUAAAUCCUGAAAAGCUGGGCCCUGGUCACAUUCUUGGCAUAGCACGCAAGUGCACUCGUCGUUUGAAAGGGAUUUACGAUGACAGGAGGCGCCCGGAAAUCCUCUGGCGCUUCCGGUGGUGUAUCUCAGCGAAGUAUUAACUCCUUCUUCGCUCCUAAGAAGCCGAAGAAAGCACCGGAGAAUCAACCAAUUGCAAAAAAUCCUGGCGCCGCAGAAGAAGAGGCCAUAGCACGGGUUUCCACUGAGCUGCCUGUGCUCACUGCCACUGCUAAGCAUAAUGCUGGAAAGGAGCAAGGUGCUCCGAGUCUGGCCCGUGACAACCAGACCACCCCAAAAAAGCAGAACGGGCUGCUGCAGACGGCUCCUGCUGCUGUGCGGAAUGGUGAUUCACUCAGGAGCUCCCCAAGGAAUGUCAAGACCAAGGAAGGUUCAAACACUGCGACACCUUUAGGUGCCCGUCUUCUCAGCAAGAGGCUCGAAAUCUUCUGGCCUGCAGACCAAGCUUGGUACUGGGGCGUAGUAGAAAAGUAUGACUCAGCAACGGGCAAGCACACCGUAUUGUAUGAUGAUGAAACAGUGGAGGAAUUGGUUCUGGCAGAUGAGAAGCUUAGGUGGUCAGAUGGUGGAGAAGUGGUUGACCACGUGAACAGCGCGCUGGCGAAGAGUCCCCCGGUUGUUGGUCGGGGGCUGAAGAGGGGACGUAGAAGGGUGACUUACUUAAGCGAAGAUGAUGAAGACGAUGGAUCUGACAUCAAAGAACAGGAGAAGGACGCAGACUUUGUGGUCGAGUUGAAUGAUGCGACAGCUCAGGCUGAUAUAGAGGAAGAGAUGAUGGACAUGGACAAUGACGAGGUCAGCGAUGAUGAAGGUGGUGGCAAGAAGAAGCAAAAGAAACAAGCUCAGAAGAGGAGAAAGACUGCGAAGACUCUCACUCCCAAGAAGGGUGCAGAACAGAAAAAUUCUACAGAUGCGUCGCCUGGGGUCGAGAACUUGCCGAGUGCUGUCCCUGUGAUACAGCCAUACACGGACGGUCUGAACGCAUUGCAGACCCGGCGAUCACCUGACGGGAGUAUGCUUCGGGCAGCAAUUGAAGCAGAAAAGCAAGAGCAGAAAGCAGCGCCGCCCGCCGCCGGAGUUGGAGUUCCUGAGCUGUAUGGAGAAGCGAGUGCAAGAUUUGGGACCCGAGUUGCUGAGAUCUUCGACUUCCUUCUGCCGAAAAAGCGAAGAGAUGCCGAUGGGAGGCGUCCUGGGGAUGAAGGAUACAAUCCUCACACUGUAUCUUUGACCAAAGACUUUUUGAAGAAGCUAUCUCCUGGUCAGCGGCAGUGGUGGGAGUUUAAGGCUCAACAUCUGGACAAGGUCCUUCUUUUCAAAAUGGGAAAGUUUUACGAAAUGUUUGAAAUGGAUGCACAUGUUGGCGUACAAGAGCUCAACUUGAUUUACAUGAAGGGAGACCAGCCUCAUUGCGGAUUCCCAGAGAAGGGUUUCUCGCCCAACGCAGAGGCCCUGGCAAGGAAGGGAUACCGUGUCCUUGUGAUCGAGCAAGUCGAGACGCCAGCUCAGAUGGCGCAGCGCAACAAGGAGAAAGGCACUAGGGACUCGGUUGUCAGGAGAGAAGUUGUGUCUGUCCUGACCAAGGGCACGCUUGUGGAGGCCGACAUGCUGGCGUCACAUCCUGAGGCGUCCUACAUCCUGUCAGUGACGGAGCUUGCGCCGACGAGCGAGCGAGCAUCGGACCUGGAGAACGGGUCGGCAGUGGUUGGAGUGUGUGCCGUUGACACUGCGACCAGUACGUUCUUGGUUGGACAGUUUGUGGACGACGCUCACCGGGGGCGGCUGCGUUCGAUCCUGGCCGAGCUGCGGCCCGUCGAACUGAUCAAACCGCGGGGCGCCCUCGACCCGGCCACCGAGCGGGCGCUCAAGGACCACACCCGCCAGCCACUCGUCAACGAUCUUGCUCCCGAGGACGAGUUUUGGACGGCCGACCGCACCAAGUCCGAGCUGACCACCUUCUUUGGCUCGCUCGAGUUGAGCACCGGCGAGUCCUCGUGGCCGCCCUACCUCCGUCGCCUCGCGCAGUCCGACGCCGACGGCGCGGCCGCCAUCUCCGCGCUCGGGGGCGCCGUCUUCUACCUCCGGCAGGCCCUGCUCGAGUCGGACGUCCUGGCGCUCGGGAGGAUUGAGCCGCUGCCGGGCAGCGCGGACGCGUGCCUGGAGGCGCAGGCGCAGAAGGACGACGGGCGGGACGUGUACAUGGUGCUGGACAGCGCUGCGCUGGAGAACCUGGAGAUCCUCGAGAACAACAAGGAUGGCGGCACCUCUGGUACGCUACUGGCAACUUUGGACCACUGCACGACAGCAAUCGGGCGACGGAUGCUCCGCGCCUGGCUCUGCCGGCCCCUCCAGAGCGUGAAGGCCAUCACAGCCCGACAGGAAGCGAUUCUUGAUCUCAAGCAGGGCCCCGGGGCCGAUGCCAUGGGCCGGGCGAAGAGGCUGCUCGCCGGGCUGCCGGACCUGGAGAGGCUCCUCGCGAGGUUGCACGCAGUCAGCAGCGGCAGCGGCCGUCAUGCCGACAAGGUGGUCCUGUACGAGGACGAGGCCAAGAAGAAGUUGGGCGAGUUCAUUUCCAUCCUGCGCGGCUGCAAGGCGGUCGUCGACGCCGUCGAGGGCUUCCAGGCCUGCAAGGACAAGCUGACGUCACCCCUGCUGAGGCGCUUGGUGACGAUUGGGGAGCUGUUCCCGCGGGAGGUGGUCCCCGCGCUCGAGCACUUCGAAGAGGCGUUUGACUGGGCUCAGGCCGAGAAGGAAGGCCGCAUUGUGCCGACCGGCGCGGUGGACGACAAGCUGGACGCUGCGGCAGAGCGAAUCGCCGCGGUCGAGGGCCAGCUGGAGGAGUAUCUCGAGGAGCAGAAGAAGAAGCUCAAGUGCCGGUCAAUCACCUAUGUCAACGUCAACAAGGACCGCUACCUCCUCGAGAUGCCCGAGACAACCAAGGUUCCGCUGGACUUCGAGCGCGGCUCCGGGAAGAAGGGCGUGCUGCGCUACCACACCCCGGUCGUGAAGGACUUGCUGGCGGAGCUAGCGGAGGCGGAGGUGGAGAAGGAGGACGCGCUCAAGGGCAUCUUUCGCAAGCUGCUGCAGCACUUUUGCAGGGACCACUCCGCCUGGACCGCCGCCAUCAAGGCCAUCGCCCAGCUGGACGCUCUCAGCAGCCUGGCUGGGGCAAGCCUCUGCUCCGACACCCCCAUGUGCCGCCCCACGUUCACACCCCCCUCCGAAGAAUCUCUAGGCGUCCCGGCCAGCUUCGAAACCCCUAAAGCUUCCGAAGCCCCCCAGUGGCUGUACGCCAAGGGCCUGCGCCACCCGUGCCUCCACUCUGGGGCCACCAUCGCUUCGGGGGGGUCGUUUGUGCCCAACGACACGUGUCUCGGGGAGCCUGCGGGAGCCCCCCCGUUCAUGCUCCUGACGGGGCCCAACAUGGGCGGGAAGUCAACCCUCCUGCGGCAGGUCUGCCUGGCCGUCGUGCUAGCGCAAGUGGGCGCCGACGUUCCUGCGGAGGCCUUCAGCCUCUCCCCCGUCGACCGCAUCUUUGUGCGCAUGGGGGCGCGCGACCACAUCAUGUCCGGCCAGAGCACCUUCUUCGUGGAGCUGUCCGAGACGGCCGCAAUGCUGAGGAGCGCCACCAGGAGCUCCCUGGUGACGCUGGACGAGUUGGGCCGCGGUACCGCCACCACCGACGGGGCCGCGAUCGCGUAUGCGGUUUUGGACCACCUGGCGCACUCGGUGGGCUGCCGGGGCAUGUUCAGUACGCACUAUCACCGCCUCGCGGACGAGCACGCGGACAACCCGGCGAUCCAGCUCCGCCACAUGGCGUGCAAGGUCGGGGAGUCGCCGACCGCGGGCAUCGAGGAAGUGACGUUCUUGUACCAGCUGGCGGCGGGCGCUUGCCCCAAGAGCUACGGCACCAACGUCGCGAAACUCGCGGGAAUGCCAGAUGCCGUGCUCGCGCGCGCCGCGGUCAAGUCGGCCGAAGUCGAGAGCACGUCCGACGAUCUGACGGCCGGCUCGGCAAAGAGGAAGGUGGGCGAUGGAGAUGAGCGGGAACCGCCGCUGGACCAACUAGAGCGAGAGCUGCUUGACAGAGUGACGGUGGCGUUGAAGGGCACUGGGCGGCCCGCUGCGAGUCGGGAGCUUGUUGAGGUUUGGCAAGAGGCGAAGAGAGCAAGCGUGGAGAGCCCGCAACUACUGAAGCGGCGGAGACUGGAAGAGGAUGCGUUUGUUAGACCUGAGGGCGUAGUUUGAGAAGGCGUCUUUGAGACCUGGAAUAAAUUCAUGCUUUGCUGUGUUUGGUCGCCAUGAAGUACCUGUUUGGUCAAUCAUCCGUUUUCCAGAGAAUGGAGAUCAGCAGUGAUCUGCGGCACGAUUCGGACCUAAAAUGGGGGAUGCUUUCUAUCCAGAGAUGUUCGCAUGCAGCAGAUAAAGUCAUUCCUGAACCCAUAUAACCGCGAUUUGAUGUCCAUCUGGAUGUGGUGCAAGGCGAUUGUUAUGAAG